Ictidomys tridecemlineatus (thirteen-lined ground squirrel) is the source of this 1834-nucleotide messenger RNA. It is a transcript of the gene Cerkl, whose product is annotated as CERK like autophagy regulator. Lineage: Eukaryota; Metazoa; Chordata; Mammalia; Rodentia; Sciuridae. Gene Ontology annotation, biological process: phosphorylation; sphingolipid metabolic process. Gene Ontology annotation, molecular function: lipid kinase activity. The record is from RefSeq and is a predicted model, not a curated record.
AGCGCAAGGUGCAGACGAGGUCCAGGGCGGUUCCUCCCGCGCCACGCCUCACUCCUGGGUCUCAGCGGGACGCGCCGUUGCUGUGGCAGCGCCUGACGCAGCAAGAGCAGUGGCUGCUGUGGCCUCCUUCUCUUUCUCCAAAAGCCUCCCCGGACCCCAAACUCGGGCCCAGCCUAGGCUCCUCCAUGCCACGGAGGAGACGCCACAGCCGGGUGAGCGCCCAGGAGGGCGGCCGGGAGGAAGAGGCGCCCCCAGAAGUGGCAGCCUUGCUCUCAGCGCAGUCGCAGUCCCCACAGAAGUUCCAAGAGACCGCCGAUCCGGUUUUGCUCCGGGGCAUCUUCGAGAUCCGGAGGGGCAGCUGCGACGUGGUACUGAGCCAACGGGCCCUGAAGUGGCGGCCCAUUCAGCCCGAGCGUCCGGCGGGUAAUUAUAAAUUUGAUUUGCUAUGUAAAGAAGAAUCUCUUGAGCUCAAAAACAUAUUCUCUGUGAAGCUGAAGCGGCGUUGCUCUGCUAAGCAGCCAAGAAGUGGGACUUUACUAGGCAUCACACUUUUCUUCUGCCUGAAAAAGGAACAGAACAAAUUAAAAGAUUGCACCCUUGAUCUUAUUAAUUUAAGUGAAGACCACUGCGAUGUAUGGUUUAGACAGUUCAAGAAAAUUUUAGCAGGUUUUUCAAACAGGCCAAAGUCAUUAAAAAUACUCCUUAACCCCCAAAGUCACAAAAAAGAAGCUACCCAGGUCUAUUAUGAGAAGGUGGAACCUCUGCUAAAGCUUGCGGGGAUAAAGACUGAUGUCACAAUAACGGAAUAUAAAGGACAUGCUCUGUCCCUGCUUAAGGAAUGUGAACUCCAGGGAUUUGAUGGUGUUGUAUGUGUUGGUGGAGAUGGAUCUGCUAGUGAAGUAGCCCAUGCUUUGCUUCUCAGAGCCCAGAAGAGUGCUGGGAUAGAAACAGACCAAAUCCUAACUCCAGUCAGAGCACAGCUUCCACUCGGCUUAAUACCAGCAGGAUCUACUAACAUAUUGGCACAUUCUCUUCAUGGGGUCCCUCACGUAGUAACUGCAACUUUGCACAUUAUAAUGGGGCACAUACAGCCAGUUGAUGUCUGCUCCUUCAGUACCACUGGCAAGCUUCUUCGCUUUGGGUUUUCAGCCAUGUUUGGCUUUGGUGGUAGAACUUUGGCUCUUGCGGAAAAAUAUCGAUGGAUGUCUCCUAGCCAACGGAGAGAUUUUUCUGUAAUAAAGGCACUAGCAAAACUUGAGCCAGAGGAUUGUGAAAUAUCAUUUUUACCACUUAAUGGCUCUCAGGAUGACCCAAAAAUGAGGGCCCAGGGAUUACUCAACUCUGACUGUAAUGAUCAAUGGAAAAUUAUCCAGGGUCAGUUCUUGAAUGUCAGCAUUAUGGCAAUUCCCUGCCUGUGUUCAGAGGCACCUAGAGGCUUGGCACCUAAUACUAGAAUAAACAAUGGAAGUAUGGCUCUUAUAAUUGCACGAAACACUUCUCGACCACAAUUUAUAAAACACCUGAAAAGAUAUGCCAGUAUAAAAAAUCAGUUCAAUUUUCCAUUUGUUGAGACUUAUACAGUUUUAGAAGUAAAAGUUCAUCCAAGGAACACCACUAGUAGCUACAGCCCAGAGGAGGAUAGACCGCAUGAAGCUACUUUAGAAAACAGUUUUCCUUGGAAUGUAGAUGGGGACUUAAUGGAAGUUGCAUCUGAGGUCCAUGUCAGAUUACAUCCAAGACUUAUCAGUCUUUAUGGAGGAAGCCUGGAAGAAGUGAAUGAUUUCCAAGUAACAUGUAAUUGCUUAUAAAAGAAAUGUGCAAACUAGAAUUUUAA